Messenger RNA from Penicillium chermesinum, 999 nucleotides. RefSeq lists its product as uncharacterized. The record is from RefSeq and is a predicted model, not a curated record. Bases 1 to 999 code for a protein of 332 amino acids. The transcript is spliced from 5 exons. Gene Ontology annotation, molecular function: phosphoglycolate phosphatase activity; alkaline phosphatase activity. Lineage: Eukaryota; Fungi; Ascomycota; Eurotiomycetes; Eurotiales; Aspergillaceae.
AUGGCAUCCUCUGCUUCCGUGAAUACCCCGCGCUACUUGACUGGCGACAAGGCCGGGAUCCGCGAGUUCCUGGACAAGUUCGAUGUCUUUCUAUUCGACUGCGACGGUAUGUGCCUUGUCUUCUCUUUCGAGCCCGGCCUUCUCUCCGCUCUGCGCAUUCCGCAAGGCACUUCGGAACAAACAGGGACUAAGAUAAGAUCGGUUGAGACUUUGGAAUUACUACGGAAGAACGGCAAGCAGGUUGUCUUCGUGACCAACAACAGCACCAAGUCCCGCGCAGACUACAGGAAGAAGCUUGAGAGUCUUCAGAUCCCAAGCACAGUGGAAGAGAUCUUCUCAUCAUCGUACAGCGCCUCAAUCUACAUCUCCCGCAUCCUCAAGCUCCCCGAGAACAAGCGAAAGGUCUUCGUAAUCGGCGAGAACGGGAUCGAGCAAGAACUCAGCUCCGAGAAUGUCCCCUUCAUUGGCGGCACAGACCCUGCCUACCGUCGCGACAUCAAGCCCGAGGACUACAAGAUGAUCGCUGCAGGUGACGAGUCUCUGCUUGACCCAGAGGUCGGCGUCGUCCUCGUUGGCCUCGAUUUCCACAUAAACUACUUCAAGAUCGCUCUUGCCUACCACUAUAUCAAGCGCGGAGCCGUGUUCCUCGCAACGAACAUCGAUUCGACAUUGCCCAACUCGGGCACCCUCUUCCCCGGCGCAGGAUCCAUGAGCGCUCCUUUGAUCAUGAUGCUCGGUGGCCAGGAGCCGGUUGCCCUAGGUAAGCCGAACCAGGCGAUGAUGGAUUCAAUUGAGGGGAAAUUCAAGUUCGAUCGCAGCCGUGCGGUGAUGGUUGGAGACCGUGCGAACACGGAUAUUCGAUUUGGUCUGGAAGGUAAGCUCGGGGGCACUUUGGGUGUUUUGACUGGCGUGAGCUCGAAACAGGACUUUGUAGAGGGCCCUGUCCGGCCUCAUGCUUACUUGGAUAAACUAUCAGAUCUCUUGGUAUUAGAUUCGUAA